This is a messenger RNA of Cherax quadricarinatus, 3092 nucleotides long. The record is from RefSeq and is a predicted model, not a curated record. NCBI's taxonomy places the organism in Eukaryota, Metazoa, Arthropoda, Malacostraca, Decapoda, Parastacidae.
AGUCCUGAGUAGUGUGGAGUAGCGUGUAGUAAGUGUGGAGGAGGUGUGAGUGUGAGGCACCCUGACACCAGUCACACAACCAUCAUGGCGGAAGAGGCUCAGGAUGCCGUCCCUCCCAGUGACGACUCUCUCCUCUCCUCCCUCCUCACCGAAAUAUUCACUUCUCCCAUUAACAUAGUCCUACUGGCAGUAUGUGUCGUGCUCAUCUAUAAAAUCUUCCGGCCUUCUGAUGGUAGUGGUGCAGCUUCUGUAUCAGUGGAACCUCCAAUGCCUAAAAUGAAGCGCCAGGACUUGACCCUUGAGCAGCUAAAACAGUACGAUGGAACUGGAGAGCACGGACGAGUAUGUAUGGCGGUAAAUGGCAAGAUCUUUGAUGUUACACGAGGCAAAAACUUCUAUGGACCAGGAGGACCUUACGCUGCUUUUGCUGGACAUGAUGCUACUCGAGCACUAGCAACUUUCAGUGUGAGUGAUGUUAAAGAGGAGUAUGAUGAUCUGGGUGACCUAUCCUCAGAGCAAAUGGAUUCAGUCAGGGAGUGGGAAAUGCAGUUCACUGAAAAAUAUGAAUAUGUUGGAAAGUUUUUGAAACCUGGGGAACAGCCGACAGAAUAUUCCGAUGAAGAAGAUGCGAAGGACACGAAAACAAAGAAGGAAGACUAAACUUAAUAAUUGGAUAGAAAAAUGUAAGUUAAGGCCUGAAGGUUCUAGCCAGAACACAAAGAUUAUUGAUAAGUUUACGAAGAUAUACUGUACUGAUGCAAUGAGCUGUUUAAUGUAAUUGUGACAGGAGUUUUUGUUUAAAGGAUGAAUUCUUUAAUUUUCAAGGUCAAAUGUAUUUUAAACAAUUUGACAUUUGACCUUGGUAAGUCUGGCAGAACUCUCCCUAAAAUUCACUGGAAGAAGAGGAGGAGGAGGAGGAGGGAGUGAACAAUGAGAUCAGUUUUCAAGGCUUAUGGAGUUAUUUAUUAAGGCCAGAAUAUGCCUGCCAAAAGUUGCCCAAGUUUUAUAUGGCAUUGUAGCAGCUCCUGAGGAGACAUUUGAUAUAAUUUAGUUUUUCUGCUUGAAGCUUGGGUACCAUUAGUUAACCCUUUCAGGGUCCAAGGCCCAAAUCUGGAGUCACGCACCAGUGUCCAAGAAUUUUCAAAAAAAAAAUUUGUUAUUUUUUCUUAUGAAAUCGUAGAGAAUCUUUUUGUGAAGGUAAUAAAACAAAAAGUACGAAAUUUGGUGGAAAAUUGACGAAAUUAUGCUCUCGCGAAUUUUGAUGUGUCAGCGAUAUUUACGAAUCGGCGAUUUUGCCGACUUUGACUCCCAUUUUAGGCCAAUUACAUUAUUCCAAUCAACCAAAUUCUUAGCUAUUUCACUAGUAUUACUUCUAUUCUAUCGAUUGAGCACAAGAAAUCGCCAAGUCAACUGUUUCAACUACAAAAUAAAGUGAUCGGAAAUUGUUAAUUUGGCCAUUUAACACAAAGUUCAAAAUAUUCCAAUUUCAAAAUAGGGUCCAGAAUGAACAAUGUAGGCAUUCCUUGCACUAAACUAACAUUUCCUCUGUUCAUUAGUUAUGUUUUGAGGCUUUACAAAUAAAUUCCAUUUUGAUUUUUUAUUCACAUAAUGAAUUUUUAUUCACACCAAAAAUAGAAGAUUUACUGUUAUGCAAUACUGUAAUAAUUGUAUAAAUAUCAUCACCAUAUUUGUGAAUGUAUAUUAGAGCCACCAGCUGAUGUGUAUUAGACGUGUGAGGUCGUUUGUUUACUCUUGAAUAUCGGCAAAAAUUUAACAUUUCCGCUACUUUGAGCUCAGUUUCAAGCCAUUUCCAAUGCUAAAACCAAUCAAAAUCAUCUCUAUUUCUGUAAUAUGUCUUCCAUUCUAUCAAAUGAGACCAAGAAAUCGCAAAUGCAACUAUAAAAAACAUACGAAAAAACACUGCAAAGUUGCUGUUUUAAUCGAAAAAUCAUGAUUUCAUUUUUUUUCUCUCAUUAUACACAGUGUGCUGCAGGAUCUGUUUUAUGUGGUGCACACAUACCACAUAGAUGUAUUCUCUCAUAUCUAGGCCCAAAUGUACCACUCACAGUUUAUCAGAGUGAGCUGAGCUCAUGGCGUAGAUCUACGGUUUGGACCCUGAACGUAAAGCCGUAGAUCUACGGGACGGACCCUGAAAGGGUUAAUUUGUGACCACUGUCUCUUGAAAAAUAUUUUCCUUUUUAGGCAUUUUCUUUUUAAAUAAGUUGGUAAGUGAUUUUGAUUUCAUAUUUGCAGCAUUGCAUUUGUAAUUUUUUUGUUUUUUUUUCUCUUCAGUGUAUGAAAGAUGGUCUAACAUGGAAAAUUAUAAAGGCAGCUAUUUUUUUCUCAAGCAUUUGUUGCAGACUGUAGAACAAAAAUUAUAAGAAUUAUCCAUUUGUCACUAAAUUUCUAAAAGGCUACCUUGCUGUAACAAUGGUACAUAAUUAAAUCCAUGGAAAAUGUAUUACAUAUGAUUAAUGUUUAUUGGCUAGUUGGUGACAAUUUAGCUGAUUGUAUUGUGCAUAAGCAGUACUUGGAUAGCAUAUGAUAGGCUGGUUAGCAUGUUCUGACCUUACAUAGGUAACUCUGCCUGAAAUCAAACUUAGCCUUAUGAACUACUGCAGAAGACUCAUAAUUGCUGGUCUUCUUUUGAAAUGUUGAUUCAGAGUUAUUUUUAUAUACAACCAUGAGCCAUACAUGGUCAGAUUUCCAUCUUUUCUAAGCUAUAGUGAUUUAUAUUGUACCAUAUAUACAUACGUGCUUUUCUUAUUCUUUCAGUUUCUAACAUACUGUGUGAUGGACGUGUUCAAAAAUUUUUCUCUCUGGGAUGGCUCGUUUCUUAUAUUUGUAAUUUAUAUACUGGGCACUUCCAGUGUGCUCUUAUUUGUAAUCCAUUCAGACGUCCUGGAAAGCCGCCUACCUAUUAUAUACAAGAAUGGGGAGUAGGUAUAAUUAGUCUUAGUGGAAGAUUAGGUUUGGAAUAUUUAAAUAUUUCUGAAGUGAAAGGCACGCACACUGGAAAUAAUAGACAGAAUUUUGGCUCUGACACAAACUGAUUUUAGAGUUGGAAGUAGACUGGUUUUUUUGGUGUUUAU